AUGGGGAGAAUGCACCAGGGCUGUGGGGGAGGCCUGCAGGCUCGAACCCGCACCUGCCAGCCCCUUCCAGAAGACGGCCUCAUCUGCGAGGGAGUGCUGGAAGAAGGCCGUUUGUGCAACCGGAAAGCGUGCAAUCCUAAUGGGCACUACAGUUCCCGAAGCCAGUCGCUCAGGUCCACGGAUACCCGGAAGCGAGAUGACAUGGAUGAGCUCCAGCAGUACGGGUUCCCUGCACCUCAAAUAGGGGAUCCAGCCGCUGAGGAGUGGUCGCCCUGGAGCAUGUGCUCCACCACCUGUGGGGAGGGCUGGCAGACAAGGACGAGAUUCUGCGUGUCGUAUUCCUACAGCACUCAAUGCAGCGGGCCCCUCCGGGAACAGCGCCAAUGCAACAAUUCUGCGGUCUGUCCAGUCCACGGGACGUGGGAUGAGUGGUCUCCUUGGAGUCUCUGCUCGUCAACUUGUGGGCGUGGUUACCGGGAUCGGACCCGGACCUGCAAACCUCCUCAGUUUGGUGGCAACCCCUGCGAGGGGCCUGAGAAGCAAACCAAGUUCUGCAAUAUUGCGCUUUGCCCAGUGGACGGCAACUGGAAUGACUGGUCGAGCUGGAGUUCCUGUUCCACCUCCUGUGCCAACGGCACCCAGCAGCGGACGAGGGAGUGUAACGGGCCGUCCUACGGGGGCGCGGAGUGCCAGGGGCACUGGGUAGAGACCCGGGACUGCUUCCUUCGACAGUGUCCAGUGGAUGGCAAAUGGCAAGUGUGGGGCCCGUGGGGGGGAUGCACGGCCACAUGUGGAGGCGGAACGCAAAAGCGCGAACGCACCUGCUACGGCCCCUUCUUUGGGGGGAACGUCUGCCAGGGCCCCAAAGAGGAGUACAAGCAAUGCAACGAGAAGCGAUGUCCAGAGCCCCACGAAAUCUGCAAUGAAGAUAAUUUUGGUUCUGUGAUUUGGAAAGAGACCCCAGCAGGAGAUGCGGCAGCUGUCCGAUGUCCCCGGAAUGCCACGGGGCUGAUCCUAAGACGUUGCCUUCUAGAUGAAGAGGGCAUUGCCUAUUGGAUGGUUCCGACGUACAUCAAGUGUGUUUCCAUUGACUACAGGAAUAUACAGAUGAUGACAAGAGAGCACCUGUCCAAAGCUCAGCGGGGGCUCAUAGGGGAAGGGGUGUCCGACGUUCUGCAAAACCUCGUGGAGAUCUCUCAAGAUGGAACCAGCUAUAGUGGGGAUCUGCUAUCAACCUUCGAUGUGCUCAGGAAUAUGACCGAAAUCUUCCGCAGGGCAUAUUAUAGCCCAACUGCCAACGAUAUACAGAACUUUGUACAGAUCGUUAGCAACAUUUUGACAGAUGAGAACCGGGACAAAUGGGAGGAAGCUCAGCUGAUAGGUCCCAACAUGAAGGAACUGUUCAGGCUGGUAGAGGAUUUCAUCGAUGUGAUCGGUUUUCGCAUGAAAGACUUCCAGGAUUCUUACCAAGUCACAGAAAAUCUAGUCCUCAGCAUCCAGAAGUUCCCAGCGAAUGCAGCCAAAGACAUUAGCUUCCCUAUGAAAGGCUGGCGGGGCAUGGUGGAUUGGGCCCGCAAUGCGGAGGACAAGGUCACGGUGUCCAAAAGCAUCCUCUCUACAGGGGUUUCAGAGGCAGAUGACUCCGCUGUUUUCGUGGUGGGGACUGUCCUGUACCGAAAUCUGGGUGGGAUCCUUUCCCUUCAGAGGAACACCACCGUGCUGAAUUCUAGAGUCAUCUCCGUGACGGUGAAACCAACUCCUCGGUCGCUCCUGACUCCUGUGGAAGUCGAGUUCUCCCACCUCUACAAUGGAACGACCAACCAGACCUGUAUCCUCUGGGAUGAAGCUGAUGUGUAA
This is a messenger RNA of Pogona vitticeps (central bearded dragon), 1857 nucleotides long. The record is from RefSeq and is a predicted model, not a curated record. Lineage: Eukaryota; Metazoa; Chordata; Lepidosauria; Squamata; Agamidae.